AUGCAGGCUCCGGUGGUGGUUAUGAACACCAACAGUGGUGAGAGGCAGACUGGCCGGAAAGCCCAGCUGUCCAAUAUUGCUGCUGCCAAAACUGUUGCCGACAUCAUUCGAUCAUGCCUCGGCCCCAAGGCCAUGCUAAAGAUGCUGCUCGACCCCAUGGGCGGUAUCGUUCUCACAAAUGACGGACAUGCUAUCCUCCGAGAAAUUGAGGUCUCCCACCCUGCCGCGAAGAGCAUGAUUGAGCUCAGCCGGACACAAGAUGAGGAAGUUGGAGAUGGAACCACAACCGUCAUUAUUCUGGCCGGUGAGAUUCUUGCCCAGGCUCUUCCCCAGCUCGACCGUAACAUCCACCCUGUCGUCAUCAUUUCCGCCUUCAAGCGAGCCCUCAAAGAUGCCCUUGAGAUCAUCGAAGAGAUCUCUCUGCCGAUCGAUGUCAACGAUGACAAGGCCAUGUACCAGCUCAUCUCUUCUUCAAUUGGCACCAAGUUCGUUUCUCGAUGGAUGGAUCAGAUGUGCGACCUCGCCCUCAAGGCUGUCCGCACUGUGACAUGGGAGGCUGGUAACGGCAAGACUGAAGUCGACAUCAAGCGAUAUGCCAGAGUGGAAAAGGUACCUGGCGGUGAGAUCGAGGACAGCAGAGUUCUUGACGGUCUUAUGCUCAACAAGGAUAUCACACAUCCCAAGAUGCGCCGGCGCAUUGAGAACCCCCGAAUCGUUCUCCUCGACUGCCCCCUUGAGUACAAGAAGGGCGAGUCUCAAACCAACAUCGAGAUUACCAAGGAGGAUGACUGGAACCGAAUUCUGCAGAUUGAGGAGGAGCAGGUCAAGGCUUUGUGCGAGGCUAUUGUCGCUGUCAAGCCUGAUCUUGUCAUUACGGAGAAGGGAGUGUCUGAUCUUGCCCAGCACUACUUCAUGAAGGCCAAUAUCACAGCUCUUCGCCGAGUUCGAAAGACCGAUAACAACAGAAUAGCCCGCGCUACCGGUGCCACCAUCGUCAACAGAGUAGAGGAUCUCCAGGACUCCGAUGUCGGUACCAGAUGUGGCUUGUUCGAGAUUGAGAAGAUCGGAGACGAGUACUUCACAUUCCUUACCAAGUGCCAGGACCCUAAGGCCUGCACAGUCCUUCUCCGAGGUCCCUCCAAGGAUGUCCUCAACGAGAUCGAGCGAAACCUCCAGGAUGCCAUGGGUGUCGCACGAAAUGUUAUGUUCUCUCCUCGGUUAUCGCCUGGAGGUGGUGCUACGGAGAUGGCCGUAUCCGUGAGAUUGGGGCAACUCGCCAAGAGCAUUGAGGGUGUCCAGCAGUGGCCCUACAAGGCUGUAGCAGAUGCUCUUGAGGUUAUUCCUCGUACUCUCGUUCAGAAUGCUGGUAAGAGCCCUGUCCGUGUGUUGACAGAUCUCCGAGCCAAGCAGGCCGAGGGUAAGAGCACCUGGGGUGUCAAUGGUGAUACAGGUGCCAUUGCAGAUAUGAAAGAGUACGGAGUGUGGGAGCCUCAGGCUAUUAAGCUCCAGAGUAUCAAGACCGCCAUUGAGGCUGCUUGCCUUUUGCUCCGAGUUGAUGACAUUUGCAGUGCCAAGAAGGCUGCGCAGAUUGGUGGCGGCGGGGGUGGUGAAGAAUAA
Messenger RNA from Fusarium musae, 1617 nucleotides. It is a transcript of the gene CCT3, whose product is annotated as T-complex protein 1 subunit gamma. Gene Ontology annotation, molecular function: ATP-dependent protein folding chaperone; ATP binding; ATP hydrolysis activity. NCBI's taxonomy places the organism in Eukaryota, Fungi, Ascomycota, Sordariomycetes, Hypocreales, Nectriaceae. Gene Ontology annotation, cellular component: chaperonin-containing T-complex. Gene Ontology annotation, biological process: protein folding. The coding region runs from base 1 to 1617 and encodes 538 amino acids. The transcript has 6 exons. The record is from RefSeq and is a predicted model, not a curated record.